CCGCAACGAAAUGAACAAAAAUUGCAAUUCGCAUCAAUCGGCAGACCAUUUCUAAAGACUUCGCAUCAGUGCCGAUGGGAUGCCAUAGCAUAAGCCACACCACAGUAAGCAAGAACAAUAAUUAGCUACAUGCAUGGAAAUAAUAGACUGUUUUCAAUAAUCUAAUAAGUGAAUGGAUUUUCUGAAACUGUUCAGUGAUUGGUUUUAGUGCGCAGUUUGUCAGUUUUGACUGACAGGUAAAAGUUACGAGGCUCAGCAGCUCACAACGUUUGUAGGAAAUGAAUUCGAGCCAAGGCUAAUAACAUUUUCGACAUCUCCAACGACAUGAUGCACUGGGCCUUGGUAGCUGUACUGAUAAUUUCUCUUUUGACGCUUUCUGUGAUCGGCAAUGAACCUCCGGCUGGUGUUACAGUUACAUGUGGUGACUAUGUUAUCGAAGUGUCGAUUGAAAAGGCAUUAUAUCCGUCCUUAGAGGCGAACCGGCUGCGUUUUUAUUACUCCUCAUCAGCUGGUUGUCAAGCCACACAAACCUCCACGCAUUUGUAUGUCAGCACUUCUUUGCAUGGCUGCGGGACACUGUUCCUCGAAACGGGAGACAGUCUUGUUUUCUCGAAUGUCGUUGUACAAGACGCAGUACCACUCCAAGGAUCUGGCGCUGGAUCUGGAGAUUAUGGCUCCGCGGCCGUGAUCACUCGAGAUCACGAUUUUGACCUUCCUUUCGAAUGCACCUACUCGAGGAAGAAGAUUCUUAGCUUGCAGUUCGUUCCUGAAGGGAGAGUAGAGAUACCUGACGUGGUGGAAUUCGGCGACCUCACCUUCACAUUCGAUGUCUACAAAACUUCAUCAUAUUCAACAGCCUACACUAACGAUGAAUUUCCAGUUGAAGUGACCCUCAAUGAUUACAUGUAUUUUGAGUACAGCGUAGAGUCCACUGCUGACCUGGUAGUAUUUGCUGUGACUGUUAAGGCCACUCCAGAAGCAAGUUUCUAUUCGUCACCCCAUUACUCUAUUGUAGAAAAUGGAUGUCCAAACGAUACAACUUUGGAACACGACUACGACGAGUCCCGCAACUAUCAAAGACUCAAGUUUCGAGCAUUCAGAUUCGUCAAUAACUACGAUUCGUAUUACAUCCACUUGGAACUGUUGGCCUGUCGCGUUAACUCUCUGAAUUCCAGGUGCAAUCAAGGAUGUUUGAGCGGGAGCAGCGGGAGAAAGAGAAGAGAGGUGGAAGAAGAAAUGAGCACAUCAGACAGUUAUGUUAUCAAAAGAGGGCCUCUGCGGAUAAAAGAAAAGCCGAAGGAAAGUGCAGAUACAGGCAAGCAAUCUGCGGCUGUAAUUGGAGGCGCAGCGGCCGCUGGUGGUUUAGCCUUGGUUGCAAUCAUAGCCCUGGCUGUUUUGUUUGUCAAGUGCCGCAUUGCACGACUUUUGCUGAACAGGAACAAGAUCGAAGAAAUGUACGCCAACCAAGACGAGCAGAUGAGCCGAGAAAAUGCUUAUAUCCAGGAGGAUGACAUGAUCGAAAACACUGAAGAGAUGUAAAACCAAAAAAAAAAAACGUUACCUGUGAUUUUUAGAAGCCAGUUUGUUAGGACCUGCAAGAGGCGGUGCCGCUAAAUUCCUCACGUGUUACACACACUGCAAUGUAGUGUCCGUGAUUGGCGAAUGAACAUUAAAAAACUAACCAAUCAGGAACAGGACAAGGAGUGCCAUAGCUUUUAGAAUUUUUCGCCUCUAUCCUGCGUUAUUUUUCCUGAGAGUUAAGGAAAAAAUGGCAUCCAAAAAA
Orbicella faveolata is the source of this 1783-nucleotide messenger RNA. RefSeq names its product ZP domain-containing protein-like. The record is from RefSeq and is a predicted model, not a curated record. Lineage: Eukaryota; Metazoa; Cnidaria; Anthozoa; Scleractinia; Merulinidae.